AUCCAAGGGGCGGGGCUUAGGUUGGAAAUGGCCACCUGAGCAGAAUCUCAUGAUCGCUGUACAACAACAACAACAAACUGCUGAUAUAUGUGUGAUGUCGUGACCGUGACCUUCAUCACACUUUUUAUGUGUACGUGUAGGUACGUAAGCUAGGUGCAAUGGAAGAGAAGACUGCUAGUGUCAAGGACUGGAGUACAGUCAGUGUCCCUAGUGGAGGAUUGUUCAAACCAGUUGAAGAUGCGAGAAGCUGGAGUAACUUUGAUUUGCCAGCUGAGCGAGUCAAAGAAUUUUGGGAAAACGGUUACAUAACAAAUGUUCCUGUGUUGACCCCUGACCAAUGUGACAACAUCUUAACAGUCUACCAGGAGUUAGUGAAAGCAAUGGAGAAAAGUAAUGAAUUUCCUGGCUACGAACUGCUUUAUGAACACCAUAGCAACCAAAGCGGUGACCCCGACAACGUGCUAAUGCAUUGCUUAGGGCAUUGGAGAUUUAACCAGCUUUUCCAUGAUCUGGUCUUCCUCCCUGAAAUUGCUGUACCAAGCUCAAAACUCCUGCAUCCAGCAGAGGACAAGUCAGUUCGUCUUUGGCACGAUCAACUGUUUGCAAAACCACCCAGGCAUGGAGGUGUAGUGGCAUGGCAUCAAGAUUAUUCUUAUUGGACAAGAACCAAGCCCAUGAUGCAUCUGACAGUGCACAUAGCCUUAGAUGAGCAGACGUUGGAUAAUGGGGCAUUACACUACGUGCCAGGGUCUCACAAAUGGCGUAAAAACGGUGAGCCGCUUCCCAUUACAGACCUCAACUUUAAAGACAUGGAAUCGAUCCAGACUGUAUUGACAGAGGAGGAAAAAGCUCUAUUUAAGCCAGUACCAUCACUCUUAAAAAAGGGCGAAGCCAGCUUUCACCAUCCACUCAUGGUCCAUGGUUCCUAUGGCAACAGAUCAGAGUGUCCUCGCCGUGCCUGUGUCGUCAACUACAUUGCUGAUGGCGUUGUUUCAGAUUCGGAAGACCCCUUGCUUCAAAAAACAAAUCCUGUGCCUAAGGGUGAGAAGCUGAAUGGUCAGUUUUACCCAUUAAUCUAUGACCCUUCAUGGAAGCAAGCAAACUGAUUUGGUUACCUGGACAACAGAUUUCAUUCAAAUGGUUGCCCAUACAACAGAUUCAAUUCAAAAAUGACAUGGCCUACAGGCCUACUUAUAUUUAGUCUAAUGUAUAUUUCACCAAUCACAGUACUGUGUAGAUUUUAUAAAUUUUAUCUAUCAAAAAAUUACAUUCAGAAUUCUUAAUUUAUUUUGUGUAUUUAUUCAAUAAUUAUUAAACAUUACAAAGUAAGUAUAAGGGGCUGAAAUGUUUGUAGUAUUAGGUGGCUACUUUAGGGUAAGAAGCUGUGUAGUUAGGUUUUACCUUUAGGUUUCAUCAUGUUAGCAAACAAAAGGAUUUGGUUGUCGGGGCAAUUACAGGCCUAAAGUUGAACAUAUUUUUUUUAUUUAACUAAAUAGAAUAAAAUAUGUAUAAGAAUCUGAAAUGUCUGAGUAUCAGUUCUCUCAAAAUUUACUUGAGAAAAUUAGUGUUACUAAUGUACUUAACUCGGGGUUGAACUAAUAUAUUAUUGGGGUUUGUCUGUAUUUUUAAGUAUCAAUAUUGUGAUUGCACAUUUUAGUUUGCAGCAAUGGGAGGCUUGUCCAUUGGACUCCCCUUUGGAGCAGCAUCUGGGUCUAGACUUGCCUCAAAUCACUAUAGUGUAAUUAUAUUUUCCACACAUGUAGCACUUUCAAAGGUAUAACAUUUGGGUAUUAUAAAGAGUUUAUAUCUGAAGAUUUUCAUUUUUCAAAAAUUUACUUUUCAAAUUUCUGUACUUUUAACUUGAAUCAUAUAAAUAUUUUAAGUAUUUCAUUACUUUUCUAGAGGUUAGAAAUAAAUUUUUAAAAUCCAUUGAAA
Molecule: messenger RNA, 1935 nt
Organism: Anneissia japonica
Lineage: Eukaryota; Metazoa; Echinodermata; Crinoidea; Comatulida; Comatulidae
Product: phytanoyl-CoA dioxygenase, peroxisomal-like
Exons: 11
Coding region: 159-1106 (315 amino acids)
Source: RefSeq, a predicted model, not a curated record